AUGGCGACGAUGUUGCUUCUCGCGCUUCUGCUGGGCCUUUUGGCCGUAGGGGCCUUCGCGCAGAUCCCUUCUACGUCAGGUACACCACAACCUUCGCCACACUCCGCCGUUUUCGUGAGCGGAACUGCAAGACUCUUCUUCAAUCUCUGUGGCAGGGUUUAUCAGCAUAGACUGUGGCCUCGACGACGACUCUGGCUACAAAGACCAGGUUACUCAGAUCCUGUACUCGCCGGACGAGCCCUACACCAGCGCCGGAGUGAACAGGAAGGUCUCUCCUAGCACCAAUCUGACGUCCAUCAUGCGCUACUAUGCCAACGUCCGGAGUUUUCCUGAUGGGACUCGAAACUGCUACACGCUGCGGCCGCUGGUGCGGGGCGCCAAGUAUCGGGUGAACGCGGAGUUCUUGUACGGGAACUACGACGGUCUGGGUCGACCGCCGACGUUCGACUUAUACCUCGGCGUCAACCUGUGGAUGACCAUGGAAGCCGGCGACUUCAAUCGGUCGGAGAUCAUCGCCAUCGCCGCCACCGAGAGCAUGCAGGUCUGCCUGGUGAACACGGGAAAGGGGACGCCCUUCAUAUCCGAGCUCGACCUGCGGCCACUUCUCUAUUCCAUGUACACUCAGGUCGACUCGUCGCAGUCUAUCGUCUUCCUCGGGGUUCGAAGAAACUACGGAGGGGAAGCCCAGAUCACGUUCUCUCUCUCUCUCUCUCUCUCUAGCCGUCUAUCUCGAACUAUCUAUCUGCCUCUCUCUAAAAAAACUCUCGUACAGGUACCCGGAUGACCCCUACGACCGCCGGUGGUACCCCGUGCCACUAGGCAGAAAUAUAAGCACUGUCGCCAUAGUGGAUCCGGUGGAUGGGUUUCCUGUGCCACAGGCAGUCCUGAAGACGGCGGCGACGGCGGCGUCCCUCUCGGAGAGCUUAAAAAUCACCAUUCCCGGGAGCCCAGAGGAUCACACCCACCUGGUCAUGUACUUCGCGGAGCUCCAGCAGCUGGGGGACAACGAGACCAGGGAGUUCAAAAUAUAUCAGGGCGAUAGUCCGUUCUACGGCCCGGUAAGACCAAACUUCCUGAAGGCGCUGGUUAUCUACACGCGUCCGCCGGGCCAGCCGGGGGGACUGACCUACUCCCUCCGGGCCACGGCCAACUCCACUCUGCCCCCCAUAAUCAACGCCCUCGAGACGUUCGCCCUGAGAGAGCUAACCUUGAAGCCGACCGACGAGGACGAAGGUGACACCCUAUGGCUUCUUCCCUCUGGAAUAUUUUUAACACAAACAGUUAUCUUCAAGCUUCCAUAGAUCGAAGUCUCAUUCAUGAGGUUCAUCAUAAAUUCUGAUACACUCUGGUCGUGAUAUCACCCCACAAGAGGAAUAACCUAGGGGAUGAGAAACCCAGUAUAGUACUGAAAUGCAGAAUUAUUACUUUCUUCUUUUCAUCGAUCAUACAUGAAAAUGUGUGUAAUGGGCGUAAAUCAUUCUUCACGCAUUAUCUUUGUCAAGACUGUAGCUGUUCUGCAUUCUUACUCUUGCUCACCCACAUGGAUGACAGUGGAGGCCAUUUCAAAGCUCAAGGACUUGUAUAAAGUUAAAAGGAACUGGGAUGGCGAUCCGUGUGUUCCACAAAACUUCACCUGGGAAGGCCUGGAAUGCAGCGCCAAUGCCUCUAAUUACUGGGGGAUAACCUCGUUGUGAGUUCUGACAGUAUGGUCAACUAAAUUUCUUUUCUAAGCAACUAGGCUUGAAAUUAUAUGGCACCGAAGAAUGAAAUUAUCUUUGCUUGCAGAAACUUGUCUCAUAGCGGAUUGGGUGGUGGAAUUCCUCCUUUUAUUGCCAACCUCACAAGCUUGACAUCCUUGUAAGUUCGUUUAAAAUUCUUGAAUGUGCUUUCCACGUCUUCUUUUGACGAAUAUUCUGUCAAGCAUAAAAAAAUGCCAAUUUAAAGAAAUUUCAUGGCUGUUUUUGAAUGAAAAAUUUAUCACCUGCAACUAUUUAUUGAUAUUUUUUUCACGGGAAAUAGAAGAUUGUGUCUCUUACUGAUGUAACGAGAAUAAAAGGUUGCUCUCAAAGCUAAUGCAUUCCAAGCAAGAAAGUAGAUAAUUUUACACUCUACGCUCUUCUACUGCUUUCAGGGAUCUAUCAUAUAACAACUUUUCAGGUGAAAUACCUGCUUACGUAGAGAAACUACAAGCUCUUAAAAUCCUGUAGGUUUCGAAACUUUGAACUCUCCAAUUUGGUUCUUCAUCCAGGGAGUAUCGGAUGGUUAAAUAUUCCCCUUUUGCAGGAACUUGGAAAGCAAUAAUUUGAAUGGGACUAUUCCAAGGACUCUUUCAGAAAGAUCACGAGAUGGAUCGCUACUACUAAGGUUAGCGGUGCAUCCAUGGUCAUUGGAUAAUAUGCUUCUGAAGAAGUAAUUUAAAACAAAAAGUUAUGCCAACGAGGGAAAAAUAAAUAAAGCAUGAAAAGAAUCCAUAAUGUUGAUUAAUUCCCACUGUUGAGUUGCUCCAAACCCCAGGUUUCUUAUAUACCGUGCCCCAGAAAAGAUAGUUGAGAAAAAUCCUUGAUACAAUGUGUUAAGUAGAUGAUAGAAUAAAUUAAGACAUUGCUAAUAUGAAGCACUUGACAGGAUUACUUCCUCUAACUAAGUUUCUGCGCUUUCAUUUCAAAAAAUUGACUGAGACAUGACCGAUUUAUUUUUAUAUUCCGAAAUGUAGUCCUUAAAAACAUGUAAAACAUUAGUCACCGAGUUUUUCUCAUACCUGAAAGAAAACCGGUGUGUGGUUAGCAUUAGAACAUCAAACAUGAAGGUGUCACACACAUUGAGUAGAAAAAAAAGAUCAGUCCCUCGUUGGGCACUUGAUCCUAGAUUAAAUUUGUGCCGAACGCUCUAUAAAUCCUGGAUAAUCAGUAAAUUCGGAUAUAGAUGAUGUAUUCACCCAAUUCUGACACCUAUUAUCUUAAAAUUUUAGGAUCAACAACAAUCCAAUUCUAUGCAGCACAGUGAGUCUCUGUGAAUCAACAACAAAGAAAAAAAAGAUAAUCAUUCCCUUUGCAAUAGCUAUUUCGGCAUUCGUUCUGCUUGUUUUUGUGAUCGUCAUCAUAGGAUGUAUACUUAAAAGAAGAAGGGUAGACAAAGCCCAAAAGAGUACCGAAGGUACAUAUCUGUAACUUAUGUUACUUUUAUAACAUUAUUAAGUCUGCUAUCAACACUUGUUGGAAGGCCGCUCCUAAUGUUAUUUUAACAUUUUCCUGUAUUGCAGUACAAAUAUACAGGGUGCAACAAGGAAGGGAUUGUGGCUGCCAGUUAGUGGAGAAGGAAAAUAGACUGCUUUUUGAAAGUGACCAAUUUUCAAUAUCUGAUAUUGUAAAUAUCACCAAUAAUUUUGAACGACCAAUUGGAAGAGGAAGCUUUGGAAUCGUCUACUACGGCCGUUUAAAGAUGAAACUCAAGUUGCAGUGAAAGUACUUUCUAUAUCAUCAACUCAGGGAACGCAGCACUUUAGAGCUGAGGUGAGUCAUAGUGACUGAAAAAGAAAUCCCAAUGGUCCCAGUGGUAUUUAAUUCCAUUCUACUUACAACUGAGGCAAGACCUAGUGAUUAUCUAUUCAUUCGUGACUUGUUUUAUGCCCUAAAAUAACGGGUAUCUUGGAAUUUCAGGCUCAACUGUUGAGGAGAGUGCACCAUAAACAUCUAGUAACAUUGUUAGGAUAUUGUAACGAUAACCUAGCACUGGUCUACGAGUUCAUGCCUCGGGGUUCCCUUGCAGAUCACCUCUCAGGUUAUCUUCACAUAUGAGCAAAUGCCAUGUUACUCUGUGAGCCUUCAAUUAUUUUCCUUGCCUUUCAAGUCCUCAUAUAACAAUCAAUUACACACAGGUGGCUCUGCCCAUCAUAAUACCUUAAGUUGGAGAGGGCGACUUCGUAUAGCACUUGAAGCAGCACAAGGUUCAUUCUUGAAACAUCAUUGAUCUUCCUUUCUCUUAUUAUUUCUUACGUCUUAUUCUAUUAAUGAUGUAUGAUGGUCAUAUUUUUUGAACUCCAGGACUUGACUAUUUGCACUGUGGUUGCAAGCCACCCAUUGUUCACAGAGACGUCAAGCCUUCAAAUAUCCUCUUAAACGAAAACUUUGAAGUCAAGCUAGCCGAUUUUGGGCUGUCCAGGGCUUUCACCAAUGAAGAGGCUACUCACAUAUCAACUCUAGUUGCAGGCACUCCUGGUUACCUUGAUCCUGAGUAUGUCCUAAAGAAUGCAUUCAUAGUUCAUACAGGCAAAGGAAUAGUCUUAGCUUGAGAAUUUACUCAAUUUUCCGAAUUCAUUCUGUGCAGGUAUUUCAGAACAAAUAGGCUGAAUGAGAAGACUGAUGUUUAUAGCUUUGGGAUCGUACUACUAGAACUUGUAACGGGAAAACCACCAAUCGGUAACGAUUCCCAGAGAACUCACAUAACCCGGCACGUGCAGUCCAGAUUAGAAAGAGGAGAUAUAGCUGAUAUUGCAGACCAAAGAAUGCAGGGCUACUAUGAUGUUAAUUCCAUAUGGAAGGUAUUAGAGAUCGCAAUGUCAUGCACGUCACGAAACUCUGGCGAGAGACCAACUAUAAGCACUGUGGUCAUACAAUUGAAGGACUGUCUGGCAGCUGAAUCAUCCGGGGAUUCCGCAAAUGAUAGUAGUACAGAUACAUUAGCUGUGGUUCCUCCCCAUUCAAUGGCAAGGAUUAGCCCAUCUGCACGAUAG
This is a messenger RNA of Spirodela intermedia, 4729 nucleotides long. NCBI's taxonomy places the organism in Eukaryota, Viridiplantae, Streptophyta, Magnoliopsida, Alismatales, Araceae. The record is from the annotation of a GenBank genome assembly.